CCUCAUCAUUCUCAUCCUCCCUGUCCUCCCCAUCCUUCUCGUCCCCAUCCUUCCCGUCCUCAUCCUCCCCAUUCUUGUCCUCACCAUCCUCAUUCUCACCAUCCUCGUCCUUAUCAUCCUCGUCAUCAUCAUUCUCAUCAUCCUCAUCCUCACCAUCCUCAUUCUCCCCAUCCUCGUCCUCAUCGUCCUCAUCAUCCUCAUCAUCCUCAUCCUCCCCAUCCUCAUUCUCCCCAUCCUCAUCCUUAUCAUCCUCAUCAUCAUCAUUCUCGUCAUCCUCAUCCUCAUCAUCCUCAUCCUCAUCAUCCUCACCAUCCUCAUCCUCCCCAUCCUCAUUCUCCCCAUCCUCGUUCUCGUCGUCCUCAUCCUCAUCAUCCUCACCAUCCUCAUCCUCCCCAUCCUCAUUCUCCCCAUCCUCGUCCUCAUCAUCCUCAUCAUCCUCAUCCUCCCCAUCUUCAUCCUCCCCAUCCUCAUUCUCCCCAUCCUCGUCCUCAUUGUCCUCAUCGUUCUCAUCCUCAUCAUCCUCAUCCUCAUCAUCCUCACCAUCCUCAUCCUCCCCAUCCUCAUUCUCCCCAUCCUCGUCCUCAUUGUCCUCAUCGUUCUCAUCCUCAUCAUCCUCAUCCUCCCCACCUUCAUCAUCCUCACCAUCCUCAUGCUCCCCAUCCUCAUCCUCAUCAUCCUCAUCAUCAUCAUCCUCAUCAUCCUCAUCCUC
Pterocles gutturalis (yellow-throated sandgrouse) is the source of this 709-nucleotide messenger RNA. RefSeq lists its product as uncharacterized. The record is from RefSeq and is a predicted model, not a curated record. The transcript has a single exon. The annotation marks the transcript as partial. Lineage: Eukaryota; Metazoa; Chordata; Aves; Pterocliformes; Pteroclidae.